Molecule: messenger RNA, 2450 nt
Organism: Zalophus californianus (California sea lion)
Lineage: Eukaryota; Metazoa; Chordata; Mammalia; Carnivora; Otariidae
Gene: SERPINF2
Product: serpin family F member 2
Exons: 12
Coding region: 45-1811 (588 amino acids)
Biological process (GO): negative regulation of endopeptidase activity; negative regulation of fibrinolysis
Molecular function (GO): serine-type endopeptidase inhibitor activity
Source: RefSeq, a predicted model, not a curated record
CAGCGAGGAUCCUGCAGAGCCUCCUGGGGUGAUGAGGAGCCAAGAUGGGGGUUCUGGCAGGACUCUCUCUGGGACUUGGAAAACUAGAGGUCUUUUCUUGUCAGGAAGAUUCAAAAGCCCAGUCUGGCUUCCUGGAGCUGACCUGGACAGAGUGGGGGGCAAGGCCUGUGUUUCCCGUAAGUCCAAAGGUGGCUCCGUCCAGAGCCAUUCAUUGGGCUCUGUGGCUGGGUCAACAACGCGGCUCUCCAGCCCACCCCACCAACCCUGCUGAGACUUCAGGAACUCACAGGCCUGUCCACCCUUGUGGUCAAGACCAGACCAGCCAGAAAAGGAACAUGGUGCUGCUCCGGGGGCUCCUGGUGCUCAGCUUGUCCUGCCUGCAGGGUCCUGGCUUGGUGUUCUCUCCUGCCAGCGCCAUGGAGCCCUUGGACGAGCAGCUAAUGGGCAGGCAGACCCAGGAGAAGCUGCCCCCGCUUAGCCUCCUCAAGUUGGGCAACCAGGAGGCCCGUGGCCAUACUGUCCUGAAGAAGUCCCCAAGAGACUGCAAGGGGGCCCCAACCCCGGAGCAGACCCGCAGGUUGGCCCAGGCUAUGAUGGCCUUCACCACAGACCUGUUCUCCCUGGUGGCCCAAAGGUCCACCAGGCCCAACCUCAUCCUGUCGCCUCUGAGCGUGGCCCUGGCACUGUCUCACCUGGCACUAGGUGCUCAGAACCAGACGCUGCGGAGGUUAGAGCAGGCGCUGCAUGCAGACUCAGGGCUCUGCCUCCCCCACCUGCUGAGCCGCCUUUGCCGAGACCUGGGCCCUGGGGCAUUCCGAUUGGCUGCCAGAAUGUACCUGCAGAAAGGAUUUCCCAUCAAAGAAGACUUCCUGGAACAAUCAGAACAGCUCUUCGGUGCAAAGCCCAUGAGCCUGACGGGAAGGAAAGGAGAUGAUCUGCUGAACAUCAACCAGUGGGUGAAGGAGGCUACAGAAGGGAAGAUUGAGGAUUUCCUCUCCGAGCUGCCAGAUGACACAGUGUUGCUUCUGCUCAAUGCCAUCCACUUCCAGGGUUUCUGGAGGAGCAAGUUUGAUCCAAGCCUCACCCAGCGAGACAGUUUCCACCUGAAUGAGCAGUUCACGGUACCAGUGGACAUGAUGCACGCCCGUACAUACCCCCUGCGCUGGUUCCUGCUGGAGCAGCCUGAGAUACAGGUGGCUCAUUUCCCCUUCAAUAACAACAUGAGCUUUGUGGUCAUUAUGCCCACCCACUUUGAGUGGAAUGUGUCCCGGGUGUUAGCCAACCUGAGCUGGGACAUCCUGCACCAGCCUUCGCUUCGAGAGAAACCCACCAAGGUCCGGCUGCCCAGGCUGCAUCUCAACCACCAGCUGGACCUGGUGGCCACCCUCCGCCGGCUGGGCCUGCAGGAACUGUUCCAGGCCCCAGACCUGCGUGGGAUCUCUGACCAGAACCUGGUGGUCUCCAGCGUGCAGCAUCAGUCCACGCUGGAGCUCAGCGAGGCCGGUGUGGAGGCAGCCGCGGCUACUGGCACGGCCAUGUCCCGCAUGUCUCUCUCCUCCUUCAGCGUGAACCGCCCCUUUCUCUUCCUCAUCCUCGAGGACACAACAAGACUGCCCCUCUUCGUGGGCAGCGUGAGGAACCCCAACCCUAGUGCACAGUGGGAGCGCAAGGAGCAGCAGGAUUCGCCGGAUGACAGGAACUACUUCCAGAACGAGAAAGCCUUCCCCCGUGGAGACAAGCCCUUCGGCCCUGACUUGAAACUCGCGCCCCCCUCAGAGGAGGAUUACCCCCAACUUCAUAGCCCCAAGUGAGAGGCCAGCGGCCAGCAUCCCAAGUCCCUGCCUGCAACAACCUCUCCACUCCUGGGACUCUUUCCAGACGGCUUUGUGGGAUUAGGGCCGGGGCCUUGGUGGGCAGCCUGGGAGCGAGAGGGAGCCAUCCUCUCCCGGCCCCUCUCCGGGGGAGCUUGGGGUGGGUGGGGCCGGGACGAGGGCAGGCCUCGGGGAACCAUGGGCCUUGAUCCCACAUGGUUUCUUUGCAAAGAGCCCGUCCUUGUUUGGGGCUUGGGCAGAGGGGCAGCUGUCGAUCCACUUUUGUCAGGAAAGUGGGUAGGUCGUUCCCGAAGGCGGCUGGGGCACUUCCACAUUUGUUUACCAGAGAGUGGGAGAUAGGAGGGAUUGGAUACCUUGGCUGGGGGGAGGAGCCUUGCACCUCAGGGCUUCUGCCACCACCUGCCCCAGGCCCUCCAGCCUCCACUCGCCCUGAUGCUCUGCCACCCAGCCUCCCCACAGAUACCAACAUUGCCAGGACUCUCCCUCCCUCCUCUUCUUCCUGGGCCAGGUGUCCCAGGGCCUGCGGGGCGGGAGGGAGGGCAAUAGUCCCCUCAGGCUCUUUUGUAAAGUUUUUGUAGUGAUUUUUACGGCACCCGAAUAAAGAAUGAAUGGCCCUGG